AUGGGACCAAAGCCGAAGGGCGGUGGUGGUUCGUCGGUGACCCGCGAAUUGACGGCGGCGGAAUUGGAUUACAUUGCUCAGCUGUCGCUCGGUGACUCUCAGAUUCAGGCUGUGCGUGCCUCUGUUGAAGAGAUUCGUGUUGCUCAAGAGUCACUGCGUGCUCAAACUGCUGCAAUUCAAGCCCAAAACGCUGCGGUUCAAGCGCAAAAUGCUGAUGUACAGGCUCAAUUACUAGAGGAACUUCGACAACUCCGGGCUGCCUCUCUCCGACGAGAACCCGACCCCAUUUCACCCAACAACCUCCGUUUUGGUUCACUUCCGGCAUCAGAGUCCAGUACCCAAGCGUUGAACAUCUCAGCACAUCUUCCAAUCACCGGAGUAGGGUGUUUAAGUACCAUGUCUGAGGCUGGCCCAACUGGGUAUUCACCAUCACUUGAGGUAGUUAACGCUUCGAGCUCGUCGUCGAUACCGUUUUCAAGGGCUUCAUCGUCAUCAAGUGUGGCUACAACUGAGGGUAAUACUCGAAAUUCUCCACACUCUAAUUUCAAUUUGACAAAUAAAGAUGUGACUUUGGGCUUAGAUUCUGCUAAGACUUCAUCUUUGGCCACGGAGAAUACCAUGGUUUAUUCUACUAAUAUGGGUGUUUACUCUGGAGGUUUAUGCUUUUCUGAUUCUCAGAAUAGUGGAAGUAUGGCUAGUAUGAUUUUGAGAAAUGGAGAACAAGCUCAUUACUUCCAGCAUACUAGAAUUGAUAAUGGUCAUGCUGCUCGUUUUAAUGAGUCUAUGGCCAGAUCUUAUCAAUAUUACAACCCAGGAGGGAAUUUUAGUACUGUGCACCAUAUUCCAGGGCAAGACCAUUUUCACAUGAUUUAUCCUAGCCAAACUUCUGGGUAUUACCCUAACCUUCACCAACAACCACCCAUUUCACUUCCAUUUGCAGUCCCAAACUAUCUACAUAAUAAAUAUGGGAGUACAAGUGGAACUGCACCCCCAAAUUUUGCUACUACAGUCACACAAGUUCCUCAAUUUUCUCUUACUCCAGCCUCACAAAUACCACCGACUUCUGGCCCGUCUAAUCAUAUCCCUGGAAAUCAAUUUGGAGGGGGAAACGACUUGAACCCUGUGAACUUUUUGGGAGGUCAACAAAUGGGGUACCAUGACCCAAAUCUGCCUACAAUGAGGCAAAUGCGUUUGGAAUUCGCAAUUUUUGAUGGUGGUGACCCUAUUGAGUGGCUAAAUAAAGCUGAUCAGUACUUCGAUUUAUACCAAAUCCCAGAAGACAAAAAGGUUGUCAUAGCUUCUAUGCAUCUAGCUGGGAGAGCAGCUGACACUUGGUACAUGUUCAGACACGAAUUUCCUUAUUCAUGGCAGGGGUUGGCAGAUUUAUUGAUGAGAGAAUUUGGCGGGUAUAACAGAAUGGGUUACCAGGCUGCAUUGGCCAAAAUGAACCAGGUUGGGAGUGUGGAUGAGUAUAAGAAUCAGUUCACAAGGUUAUCGCGAAGAGCCUCAGGAUUUUCACAGGAGGUACUACUGUCUUGUUUUAUUGGUGGAUUAAAGGAAAAUAUUAGGUUUGAUGUCCAGGCUCAUCGACCAAGAACUCUUUAUGAAGCAUGCGAAAUGGCCAAAGUGUUUGAAGCUAAGUGUGAAAGCCUCAAAGUUGCCGCAACAGUACAGUUUCAGUCUAGAAAUGUGGGAGUUGGUACUUCUAACUUUCAUAGAAAUAGCCCUUCUGUUGCAGCAAAUAGGAGCUCAAGCUUGUCAUUGCAAACACCUGCAAGAAUUGGCAAUAACAGCAACAGCACCAAUAGCAACAUUGCGAGAAUUGGCAAUAACAGCAACAGCACCAAUAGCAACAUUGCGAGAAUUGGCAAUAACAGCAACAGCACCAAUAGCAACAUCAAUUCUACCAACCGGAAGUUGUCUCAGGCUGAGUAUCAAGAAAGGAGGGCAAGGAACCAAUGUUUUUUUUGUGAUGAAAUCUACAGACCAGGUCACACUUGUAGGAGAGGUCAAGCACUACUUAUUGAAGCUGCUCCAACGCAAGAGGAAAUAGUGCUACCCGCAAAUCUCCUAGCUGAGAACGUGGAUGAAGUUCCACCUAUUGAAGAUACUGAAGAGCCUCUAAUCGAGCUGAAUGUGAUUUCAGAGGGGAGCAGAACUGAGACCAUGCAGAUGAAGGGAUGUUUUUAUGGCAAAAGGGUUCAUGUUCUUGUAGACUCCGGGGCAACACAUAAUUUCUUGCACCCUUCGUUACUGUCAAGUGCUAAAGUAGUGGUUAUCGAUAAGAACUCUCUCGUAGUAAGGGUGGCUAGUGGAGCUUUGUUAAAAACUCAAGGGUUGGUUAAUGCAACCAUUAAGCUACAGGAAUAUCAAUUUUCUGGAGAGUUUCAUAUUCUUCCUGUACCAGGAUGUGAGAUACUUUUGGGGGCAGCUUGGUUGAGGACUUUAGGGGAUAUUAUAUGGAAUUUUGAGAGCAUGAGAAUGAGGUUCACUGUUAAUAAUCAAGAGUUUCAGCUUCAGGGAGAAACGACACCGACAACAACUGUUGUCAGUUGCAAGGUUAUGACUAGAAUGUUGAAGAAGGAAAAGGAAGCUGUCCUAGUUCAAGUCCAGCCGGUGAAACAGAAGAGAAAAAUUGAAGAAGUUGACCCAAGAAUUCAAACUUUGCUACAUCAAUAUUCCGACUUGUUUCAAGUACCUACGCAAUUACCUCCUUCCAGAGCACACGAUCACCGAAUUGAGUUGUUUCCGAACACUCCACCGGUAAACGUAAGACCAUAUAGAUAUCCUUACUUUCAGAAGGAGGAAAUAGAGAAAAUCAUACAAGAGUUGUUGGAAGUUGGUAUAAUCAGACCAAGUGUGAGCCCGUACUCAUCACCAGUUUUGCUUGUGAAAAAGAAGGAUGGUUCUUGGAGACUGUGCGUAGAUUACAGGUCGCUAAAUGCAGUAACGGUAAAGGACAAGUACCCUAUCCCUGUAGUUGAUGAGCUCCUUGAUGAAGCACAUGGCUCCGCAGUUUACACGAAACUCGAUCUGAGGUCCGGAUAUCAUCAGAUCAGAAUGCGUCCUGCUGAUAUAAAUAAGACUGCAUUUCGUACUCAUAGUGGUCAUUACGAGUUCAUAGUCAUGCCCUUCGGAUUAACCAACGCACCCUCAACAUUCCAAUCAUUGAUGAAUGACAUACUGAGAGAAUUUUUGAGGAGUUUCGUUAUGGUUUUCUUCGAUGACAUUCUGAUCUACAGUCCUGACUUAGAAUCACACUUGAUACAUUUGGAGAAGGUACUCCUCAAGCUUCAGGAACAUUCUUUGAAGGUUAAGGAGAAUAAAUGCAUCUUUGGCACCAAACAAGUAGAGUAUCUUGGUCACGUUAUCAGCGCCGCUGGGGUUGCAGUAGACCCUGAAAAAAUUGAGUGUAUCAAACAAUGGCCUUUACCUAAGACCUUGAAGGGACUUAGAGGGUUUUUGGGGUUAGCAGGAUAUUACAGAAAGUACGUAAGGAAUUUUGGACUGAUUGCAAAAGCAUUGACCAACAUGCUGAAAAAGGAUAGUUUUCAUUGGACCUCGGAGGCAAUUAAGGCGUUUGAGGAGUUGAAGACAGCUAUGACUACCACACCUGUCUUGGCUUUACCAGACUUUACCAAGGAGUUCACACUAGAGUGCGAUGCGUCUGGAAUAGGCAUUGGUGCUGUAUUAUCCCAAGAAGGGCAUCCAAUUGCUUUUAUGAGCAAAGCUUUAGCCCAAAGGCAUCUGGUUUUAUCGGUAUAUGAUAAAGAGAUGCUAGCCGUGGUUUCAGCCGUCGAACACUGGAGGCCAUACUUACUGGGACAUAAAUUCAAAAUUGUCACUGAUCAUAAGACAAUUGAACACUUCUUGCAGCAGCGAAUCACCACACCUGCUCAACAAAAAUGGUUGAUGAAACUCAUAGGCUAUGACUACAGCAUUCAGUACAGAUCCGGGAAACACAACACGGUGCCUGAUGUGUUGUCAAGACAGGCCGAACUUCAUGUGAUAACUGGAACUUCAAGACCUACUUUCCAGUUUGUAUUGGACAUUCAAAGUGCUUGCCAGCAUGACGAUGAAGCAAUCAAAAUCAAAGAGCAGCUACAGCAAGGUAAAUGUUCUAACCAUAAAUUCUCUUUGAUUAAUUCUCAGUUGCAUUAUAGAAAUAGAAUAUUUGUGCCUAAAGCUAAUGAGUGGAGGAGAAAGAUAAUUCAUGAAUAUCAUGAUGGAUUGGAAGGAGGCCAUUCUGGUUAUCUUCGAACCUAUAAUAGAGUAUCCAGAACUUUUGCUUGGCCUGGUUCUAAGAAAGAUGUAAAGAAGUUUGUGUCAGAAUGUGACAUAUGUCAACGAAACCAUAGCGAGACCAUUCUACCUCCUGGCCUCCUCCAACCAAACCAAAUUCCUGAGAAUGCUUGGAUAGAUAUAUCUAUGGACUUUGUAGAGGGCUUACCUUUAUCCAGUGGAAAAUCAAUAAUCCUUGUGGUGGUGGAUCGGUUUACUAAAUAUGGCCACUUUCUACCAUUGUCUCAUCCAUAUUCUGCUAAGUCAGUAGCUGAGGAGUUUAUUCGAGGGAUUUUCAGGUUACAUGGUCUACCCAAAACCAUCAUUACUGAUAGGGAUUCAUUAUUCCUCAGUAAUUUUUGGAAGGCCUUCUUCGAGACUCAAGGUACUCAAUUAUGCAAGAGUACGGCUUACCAUCCCCAGACUGAUGGCCAAACAGAGAGCUUGAACCGAGUUCUUGAGCAUUACUUGCGUUGUGUUACAGGAGAUAAACCCUCAAAGUGGUUAGCAGCUAUUCCCUGGGCAGAGUGGUGGUACAACACCACUUACCACUCUGCAAUUAGGAUGACGCCUUUCCAAGCAUUAUAUGGUUAUCCUCCUCCCAAAGUGCAGCUCUAUCUCCCUGGUUCUACUGCAGUUCAUGAGGUAGAUCAACAACUCAAGGAUAGGGAUUCCUUGCUAGCCAUGCUCAAGCAGAACUUAAAGAAGGCUCAGGAGAGAAUGAAGCACUUCUACGACAAAAAACACACUGAGAGGAGCUUCAUUGUUGGAGAUUGGGUUUACCUCAAGCUUCAACCUUACAGACAGCAUUCAGUUCAGAGAAGAUUAGUUCACAAACUUUCUGCCAAAUAUUAUGGGCCAUUUGAAAUUGUGCAGAAGAUAGGAUCAGUGGCCUACAAACUGAAUUUGCCUGCGACUUCAAAGAUACAUCCUGUGUUCCACGUCUCCUUGCUUAAAAAGAAAUUGGGACAGCAUGUUGUUGUGAAGCCACACUUACCACCUGAGAUUGAUCCUGAUAAUCCUCGUUGGUACCCAGCUGCAAUUGUGCAGACUGGAAUGUUUAAGGAAAAAGGUGCAGCCGUAACUAAAUGGUUGAUACAAUGGUUGGGAGCUCCUAUGGAGGAUGCUACUUGGGAAUACCCUGCUGAUUUCAAGGCUCGAUAUCCAAAUUUCAAUACUGAUCAACAAGCUUGA
Messenger RNA from Rosa chinensis, 5475 nucleotides. RefSeq lists its product as uncharacterized. The record is from RefSeq and is a predicted model, not a curated record. The coding region runs from base 1 to 5475 and encodes 1824 amino acids. Gene Ontology annotation, molecular function: aspartic-type endopeptidase activity; nucleic acid binding. Gene Ontology annotation, biological process: proteolysis; DNA integration. The transcript has a single exon. NCBI's taxonomy places the organism in Eukaryota, Viridiplantae, Streptophyta, Magnoliopsida, Rosales, Rosaceae.